AUGCUAGGUGCGUUUAGAGCUGUCGCUCCCCGCGCCCGCGCCAAUAGAGCUCUCCAUAGUAAACUUGCCUCGAUUUCCAGUACCAGAGUUGCUUCCCUUUCUGCCCUUUCAAAAACAUCCAUGGGUAAAUUCGCCCGUGGGUACGCCACCGACUCCUUCUUGCAGCUGAACAAUAGCAAUUACGUCGAGGAGAUGUACGAGGCCUGGCGCCAGGACCCCAACAGCGUGCACGUUUCGUGGAACGCAUACUUCAAGAACUUGGACGCCGGCCAGGCUCCAGCUGCUGCGUUCACUGCUCCACCUACGCUUGUUCCUACUGUUGCCGGCGGUGCUGGCGUCGGGUUCAUUCCUGGCGCUGCUCCCCACAGCGAGGACGUGGUGACCCACUUGAAGGUGCAGCUUUUGGUGCGUGCGUACCAGGUGAGAGGCCACCAGAAGGCGCAGAUCGAUCCAUUGGGCAUUUCGUUCGGUGCCAGCAACCAGUCCAUUCCCGCGGAGUUGACCUUGGACCACUAUGGCUUCACCGACGCCGACUUGAACAAGCAGAUCACUCUUGGUCCCGGUAUCUUGCCCCGCUUCGCGGACGGCAAGAAAACCAUGUCUUUGAAGGAGAUUGUCGACACCUGCGAGAAGUUGUACUGUUCCUCGUACGGUGUGGAGUACAUCCACAUCCCCUCCAAGGCCCAGUGUGACUGGUUGCGUGAGAGAAUCGAGAUUCCUCAGCCUUUUAAAUAUUCCGUAGAUGAGAAGAGACAGAUCUUGGACAGAUUGAUCUGGGCCUGCUCCUUCGAGUCCUUCUUGGCCACCAAGUUCCCCAACGACAAGAGAUUCGGUCUCGAGGGUGCUGAGGCCAUCAUUCCAGGUAUGAAGUCCAUGAUCGACACCUCGGUCGAGUACGGCGUUGAGGACGUGGUCAUCGGUAUGCCCCACAGAGGUAGAUUGAACAUGUUGUCCAACGUGGUGCGUAAACCCAACGAGUCCAUUUUCUUCGAGUUCACUGGCUCCAAGGAGUUCGACGAGGGAAGCGGUGACGUCAAGUACCAUUUGGGUAUGAACUACAAGAGACCAACCACCUCCGGUAAACACGUCAACUUGUCUCUUGUUGCCAACCCUUCGCAUUUGGAGGCCGAGGAUGGUGUUGUUUUGGGUAAGACCAGAGCCAUCCAACAAUACAAGAACGACAUUGGCGAGUUCUCCAAGGCCAUGUCCAUCUUGUUGCACGGUGACGCUGCCUUCUCCGCCCAGGGUGUUGUCUACGAGACCAUGGGUUUCGCCAACUUGCCUGCCUACUCUACCGGCGGUACUGUCCACAUCAUCAUCAACAACCAGAUUGGUUUCACCACUGACCCACGUUUCGCCAGAUCCACCUUGUACCCAUCUGACAUUGCCAAGUCUAUCAACGCUCCUAUCUUCCACGUCAACGCUGAUGACAUUGAGGCUGUCACCUUCAUCUUCAACUUGGCUGCCGAGUGGAGAGCCACCUUCCACUCCGACGUCAUCAUCGACGUUGUUGGUUACAGAAAGCACGGUCACAACGAGACCGAUCAACCUGCAUUCACCCAACCUCUCAUGUACGAGAAGAUCUCGGACAAGAAGUCUGUCUUGGAGUACUACACCAAGCAAUUGUUGGACGAGAAGACCUUCACUGCUGAGGACAUCAGCGAGCACAAGAAGUGGGUCUGGAACCUUUUGGAGGAGUCUUUCGGCAAAUCUAAGGAGUACCAACCAACCUCCAGAGAGUGGUUGACCACCCCAUGGGAGGACUUUAAGUCUCCUAAGGAGUUGGCCACCGAGAUCUUGCCCCACCUUCCGACCGCUGUCGAGGAGUCUACCUUGAAGAAGAUCGGAGAUGAGAUUUCCCAAGCUCCAAAGGGCUUCGAGGUUCACAGAAACUUGAAGCGUAUCUUGAACAACAGAAAGAAGACUGUUGAGACCGGUGACGGUAUUGACUGGGCUACUGGUGAAGCUUUGGCUUUCGGUUCGCUUUUGUUGGAGGGCUACCACGUCAGAGUUUCCGGACAAGAUGUUGAGAGAGGUACUUUCUCUCAACGUCACGCCGUCUUGCACGACCAACAAUCCGAGAAAAUUUACACCCCAUUGAAGCACUUGUCUGAGGACCAAGGUGCUUUUGACAUCUCCAACUCCUCUUUGUCCGAGUACGGUGUCAUGGGUUUCGAGUACGGUUACUCUUUGUUCUCCCCAGAUGCUUUGGUGCAAUGGGAGGCUCAAUUCGGUGACUUCGCCAACACUGCUCAAGUCAUCAUUGACCAGUUCAUCGCCGCUGCUGAGAGUAAGUGGAAGCAAAGAUCUGGUAUGGUCUUGUCCUUGCCUCACGGUUACGACGGUCAGGGACCAGAGCACUCCAGUGGUAGAAUCGAGAGAUACUUGCAAAUGUGUAACGAGGACCCUCGUUACUUCCCAUCUCCAGAGAAGCUUGAGAGACAGCACCAAGACUGUAACAUGCAAAUCGCCUACCCAACCACCCCAGCCAACUUGUUCCAUUUGUUGAGACGUCAAAUGCACAGACAGUUCAGAAAGCCAUUGGUUCUUUUCUUCUCCAAGCAAUUGUUGAGACACCCAUUGGCCAGAUCUGAGUUGACUGAGUUCACCGGCGACUCCCACUUCGGUUGGAUCAUCGAGGACCGCGAGUUGGGCAAGUCCAUUCACAACAAGGAGGAGAUCAAGCGUAUUGUCUUCUGUACUGGUCAAGUUUACACCGCCUUGCACAAGAAGCGUGCUUCCUUGGAAGACAAGACCACUGCAUUCAUCAAGGUUGAACAAUUGAACCCAUUCCCAUUCGCACAAAUCCGUGACGCCUUGGACAGCUAUCCUGCUGUGGAGGACCUUGUCUGGUGUCAAGAGGAGCCAUUGAACAUGGGUGCUUACAGUUUCGUUGCCCCACGUCUUGCUACUACCCUUGCUAACACCGAGAACUACAAGGACGCCACUGUCCGUUACGCUGGUAGAGACCCAUCUGCUUCUGUUGCUGCUGGUUCCAAGACCAUGCACAAUGUCGAGGAGGAGUCUUUCUUGAAGGAUGUCUUCCAAGAAAACUAA
Australozyma saopauloensis is the source of this 3057-nucleotide messenger RNA. RefSeq names its product alpha-ketoglutarate dehydrogenase (gene KGD1). Bases 1 to 3057 code for a protein of 1018 amino acids. NCBI's taxonomy places the organism in Eukaryota, Fungi, Ascomycota, Pichiomycetes, Serinales, Metschnikowiaceae. Gene Ontology annotation, cellular component: oxoglutarate dehydrogenase complex; mitochondrion. Gene Ontology annotation, molecular function: oxoglutarate dehydrogenase (succinyl-transferring) activity; thiamine pyrophosphate binding. Gene Ontology annotation, biological process: tricarboxylic acid cycle. The record is from RefSeq and is a predicted model, not a curated record. The transcript has a single exon.